AUGUCUUUGCAGACCGAUGUUCGAAUCCCGACGGUCGACGAUCUGCGGGUCAAGCUAUGUUUUAUCUGUCGAGAAGAGGAGCGCUUUGACAAUAUCGAAGAACCUCAACGAGCAUGGACACAUCCGUGCUCGUGCACCCUUGUUGCUCAUGAGUCAUGUCUACUCCAGUGGAUAAAGGCCGCACAGCAAGACGCAUCUCGCGCAAAGAAUGCUCUGAAAUGCCCUCAAUGUGGCUCAUCCUAUGAGCUCGAGAGUGACAAUCCGUUCAUUUUGAGACUACUGGACAACGUCAAUACAAGUCUGUCAAUAGUUGGAAAGAUUGUCAGCGCUGCUGGAUUAGUAGGGAUUGUGAUCUCGUUUGGGUUUGGCAUCUACAUAGUCUGUACCUCUUAUGGUGCGUAUGCAGUGCGGGAAUUUUUGGGAAGAGACAUGUAUAAUCUUCUCCUCACCGACGAUCCGAGCAAUUGGCCAUGGCAUGCAUACAUCAAUUUACCUAUGAUACCAUUCAGUCUCAUCUUCUCUCGUUCCCGUUUCUUUGACAUCCUACCAGUCGUUCCUCUUUUCCUUGCCUGGCCAUCAUCGCCGCCAGUAUCUUCAGUAGAGGGUUUCAUGAACUCUCGUUGGAACCGUGUGGGGAAUAGGAGUGCCACUUAUCCUUCUGCGCCUCUGCUCACUUGGCCACCGUCUCCAAUUGUCGUAACAGUGCUGUUCCCUGUGCUGACAGGAUUCUAUCGGCGCGCAUUUGCCAAGUUGAAGCACUGGCUGAUGGAUACUGAACCAGGCCCGCAUCGCCCUCUGCGCGAAGUGAUAUGGGAUCUAGGGGGUGAUGGUCCGGUACCCCUCCGUGCUCGCGUUGGUGUUAAUAUUGAACCUGCCCCAGAACAGCGUCGCGUGAACGCUGGUCAGCAGAGGGUGCCUCAAGGACAGCAAGGGCAAGGGCAAGAGCAAGCUGGCGAUGCCCAGGCGGAUGCCGACGCAGACAAUGACGAUCCUGCUAUCGUGGCCGAGCGAACGCUGCGCAUUACCAACGCAUCGCUGGGACGAUUCAUUGGCGGCGCACUCGUAAUGCCUGCUAUCUCCAACUACAUGGGCGCAAUUUUGCUCAGAUUGUCGAAACACUCAGACAUCUUACGUCGAUUUUUAGCCAUACGAACUCCCUUGCGCGGUGUCCCCGUGCCCCUAGGUGGAUGGGUUGAUACUCAACCUUGGAGUGAUAUGAGCUAUGUGAAGCAACUCGGAAUGGGUCUCAGGGUCGCCCUGAACCUCGUAUGUGGCGGUACUCGGACUUGGCACGAAGCCGACCCGGUCUGGUGGCGAAACUCGAUCGGUCUCGGGAUCUUCAUCGUCGCUAAAGACUGCAUCAAAUUACUUCAUCUCUAUCUUGCCAAGCGUGAGCUUGAGACCCGCCGGGUGAAGAGUCGUUCAUUUGCCGGUGUGGAUUUCAAGGAACUAGAUCUUAUAACCCCUGUAAAAUAG
Molecule: messenger RNA, 1476 nt
Organism: Fibroporia radiculosa
Lineage: Eukaryota; Fungi; Basidiomycota; Agaricomycetes; Polyporales; Fibroporiaceae
Exons: 7
Coding region: 1-1476 (491 amino acids)
Molecular function (GO): zinc ion binding
Source: RefSeq, a predicted model, not a curated record